UCGAAAGUUAACGGGGAAUGCAUGAAAAAUAUUCUUCCAAAGACAAAAUUGGUCAAGAACAAACAAAGAUGGGAAAACCAGAAAUCUCUUUAAGAGUGUUAAAUCUUUCCGAUGUUGACGACUUUAUGAUAUGGGCGACAGAUGAUCGGGUCUCACAUUUCUGUCGAUGGGAUACUUACACAUCUAAAGAAGAUGCUCUAGAUUUUAUAAGAAACAUUGUAAUACCUCAUCCAUGGUUUAAAGCAAUUUGUAUUGACAACAAACCAGUUGGCGCGAUCUCAGUUGAAGCGAAAGAAGGCGAAGAUCGAUGCAGACGCGAGAUUGGUUAUGUCAUUGCAUCGGGACAUUGGGGUAAAGGUAUUGCAACUGUAGCAGUGAAGAUGGUUAUGGAGACCAUAUUUAAAGAUUGGCAACAUUUAGAAAGACUUGAAGGUUUUGUUGAUGUUGAAAAUAAGGGUUCCCAAAAGGUCUUGGAGAAAGCUGGUUUCCAGAAAGAUGGUGUGUUUAGAAAGUACGUAAUUCUAAAGGGUGUAACUAGAGAUAUGUGUUGGUUAAACUUCAACAUAGAAGUCACUAACAAGCUGGUUAGGACAAGAUUAGGAAAUUGAUGUAAUCCUAAGGGAAUUAGAAGUCAUCU
Molecule: messenger RNA, 637 nt
Organism: Papaver somniferum (opium poppy)
Lineage: Eukaryota; Viridiplantae; Streptophyta; Magnoliopsida; Ranunculales; Papaveraceae
Exons: 1
Coding region: 18-608 (196 amino acids)
Molecular function (GO): acyltransferase activity, transferring groups other than amino-acyl groups
Source: RefSeq, a predicted model, not a curated record